Messenger RNA from Drosophila hydei, 2371 nucleotides. RefSeq lists its product as uncharacterized. The record is from RefSeq and is a predicted model, not a curated record. Lineage: Eukaryota; Metazoa; Arthropoda; Insecta; Diptera; Drosophilidae. The transcript has 2 exons. The coding region runs from base 453 to 2330 and encodes 625 amino acids.
UUAAUGAACAUAUAUAAUGUUAACAAAAUGUGUUUAUAGCAAAUGCAUUGUAUCGUCGUUUGAGCCCAGUAUGACAACUGUCUUUUUGCACCUCUCUAUGCGAUUUUCAUAGCUAGAUUUUUAUCUCGCUCUGUAUUUAUUGUAACGUUCUGUAAGAAGUGUGAGAGACACACCUCUCCCCACUCUCAUUCUUACUCUUACUCUUGCUUUCACUUUCACUUUCACUCUCAUUCUCUCUUACUCUUUAAUGCUACUGUUCUACUUCUUCUUCGAUCUUUAUGCACACUUGUCAGGAGUUAGUUUUAAUCUGAUCUGGUUCUCUGAAAUGCAGACUACAGACAACUGCAACAGCUGCAGCAGUUUGAUUGAACAAGUGCAUUACGCUUUUAAAAAGCUCGCCAUACAAUGAGCGAAGCCUCACAGUACUGGCUGCAAUCAUUAAGUUAAGUACUAUGGGGACUACGAAACUCUGUUUGAAUGGAAUUCUCUUGGUAUCGUUUCUGCAGUGCGCUGCAUUGAUAAAUAAGAAAUACAUUCUCAGUUCAGUUACGUGCAAAAUCGAAGACGCGGAUCCGUUCGAUGAGGCAGUGAAGAACAAUUUCGAACGGAUCGAGUACAAGCGCUGCUCGACCCUGCAGCCUCUGACCUGGGUGGCAUACAACGAGCGAUCGCAGUACUAUCAACUGCACAUCAAUUGGACUGGCUUUAGGCAGUAUUUGAGGAUGGAUCUGGAUUUGACUGCUCCGUUAACCAGUUCGCCCAGAUGUUGCUACAUGGCCGUGGAAAGGCUGACCGAGCAGAACAUUGGUUUGGGCGAGAAUUGUGAACAGUUUUCCAGUGGCGUCCAGCUGCCCAAUUCAACAAUUGGAUUUAUCGUUCAGUGCUAUGCUCAGGGCAAACGCAUCUAUACAAAUGGACAUGCCACGGUGCCCGAGCAACAGCAGGUGCGGGAGCGCUUGAAGCAGUGGGUAAAUCGACGUAAAGGUAAACAGUCAGCGCUCAGUGUGCUUCUGAUUGGCAUCGAUAGCGUCUCUCGACAGCAGCUGAUGAGGGCAAUGCCCAUGACCAAGCAGCAACUCGAAUCCAGUGGCUGGUUCGAACUGGCUGGAUACAAUAAGGUGGCAGCCAAUACGUUGCCCAAUCUACUACCUCUGACCACCGGCUACAAUCGCAGUAGUGUUAUGUCCCUCUGUGAUCCACGCGAGGAACUCGGAUUGAAGCGUUGCAAGUUCAUCUGGAAACUUUACCAGGAGUUGGGCUAUGUAACGGCCUUCGGGGAGGACGAUACGCCCAUCAAUACAUUCAAUCUGAAUAUGAGGGGGUUUCGCAGCGUGCCCGUGGACUACUAUUUGCGUCCAUAUCUAAUGGCGGCCGAGCAGUGGCUGGAUGUGAAAAUUGGGGAUUCACAGACUUGCCUGGGCUUUCACCAUGCGUCGGAGCAUGUUUACGAGUAUGCUUUGGAGUUUACGCGGCGCUAUCUCAACGAUAGCUUCUUCGGCUUCUUCUGGACGAAUACGCACAGCCACGGAGGCAGUAUCUCCCGCACCACUGUCAUGGAUGAGUAUAUGCGAGAGUAUCUGAAUCGUUUGAGGAAUUACGGAAUUCUGAAUCGAAGCAUUGUCUUCUUUCUGAGUGAUCAUGGUUUGAGGGCUGGUCCGACAUGGCAGACACCGCUUGGUUGGUUGGAGGACCGCUUGCCAUUCCUAUACAUUUGGUUGCCUCCUCAUCUACAGCAAUCCCAUCCAGAAUUUGUGCAGUCAUUGAGAGUGAAUCGACAGCGUUUAACCAGCCCAUACGAUUUGUAUGUCACACUGAAGCACAUACUCCGUAUAGGGAGUCCUAAUCAUCUAAAAGACUUGCUAGGAGAUGCCGUAGACUGUCUCAGUUGCCAGAGCCUCCUCUUGCCGGUGCCCAUCAAUCGCACGUGCGCAGAUGCUGGCAUUUCGGAUCAUUGGUGCGCCUGCAGAUCGUAUUACCGCUAUUCCACCUUGUCGGACAGGGAUUACAUUAUGGCCCAACUGUUGGUGCAGCAUGUGAACAGCCUGUAUAAUAACUAUCACAAUAGCAAAUUUGUUAGUCGCUGCGAACCUCUCACUUUGGUUAACAUCACUAAGACCUAUUUGGGAAGACGUCAUACAGCGGAUAAUCCAACCAUAUCCCUGCACCGUAUACAGGUUAUGAUGAUGCCUACGUUUUCCACGUAUGAGGGAACAAUAUGGUACAAUAGCAGUUCCCAGGAAAUGCAGGUGACGGGCGUUAGUCGUAUAGAUAAAAUAAAACCCAACUGCCACGAUGAACAAUUUCGAAUUAAAAUUUGCAGUUGUCGAUAAGUAUUUGAAUCGAGAACAGAACCAGUUCCUAACCCGGGUGC